Molecule: messenger RNA, 1495 nt
Organism: Bicyclus anynana (squinting bush brown)
Lineage: Eukaryota; Metazoa; Arthropoda; Insecta; Lepidoptera; Nymphalidae
Product: BTB/POZ domain-containing protein KCTD9
Exons: 6
Coding region: 148-1374 (408 amino acids)
Biological process (GO): protein homooligomerization
Molecular function (GO): protein binding
Source: RefSeq, a predicted model, not a curated record
UUAUGGCAUUUGACGUUUGACGUGAGUCGUGAUUCUAUUCGAUUCAAAUAAAUCUUUCCUAUUUCUUGUGUUGUUAACUACUUUGCAAUUUUCCAACUGAAAAUUCUUCAUAAAAAAGUAAAUAUAACCACUAUAAAUAGUAAAAUUAUGAAACGUGCUUUCGUGUACAAAAAUAAAACAGAGAAUGACGGAAAUCUUGUGGCCGUGGAAGACACGUUUAAAGAUUUCAUAGAAUCCAUCGCUUCGAGUUUCAACUUGGAAGCGGAAAAAGUGAAAAUUUACUUGAAAAAUGGCUGUGAAAUACACGACACGAGAGUUAUAAGAGACGAUGAAAAGAUUUAUUUAAGUUUAGACAGUGAAAAUGGUGUGAAAAGUUGUGAAAAGUCAUUCGAAAGUUUGCAUGUUUCGGACACUGCGGAAAAUGAUUCCGUUGCAGAUAAAGGCGUUGUUUCUGACUGGAUAACGUUAAACGUUGGUGGUAAACACUUUACAACGUCCCGAUACACAUUACUAGUGAAGGAACCUUUGUCAAUGUUAGCGAGAAUGUUCGCGGACGACAAUAACGUGUAUUUAAUGAACCCGAGUGCUAAAGACAAGACAGGCGCGUACUUAAUAGACAGGAGUCCAGAGUAUUUCGAGCCUAUAUUGAAUUAUUUGAGGCACGGCGAAGUCAUUUUGGAUAAAUGUGUCAACCCUAGAGGUGUUUUGGAGGAAGCUGCUUUUUAUGGUAUAGACUCAAUGUUACCGCAGCUUCGUCAACUAAUCGAAGAGUCAACAAGUCAAAGUGGCAGAAGUCAGUCCCUCACCAGGAUGGAUGUCAUCCGGCUCAUAAUGAUGACUCCUACCGAAUCUGAGUUGAGGUUUCAAGGAGUCAACUUGGCUGGUGCUGACUUGAAUAGAUUAGACCUGAGACACAUAAAUUUCAAGUAUGCUUGCUUAGCUCGUUGUAACCUGAGUGGUGCGAAUCUCUCUCACUGCUGCUUGGAGAGAGCUGACUUAUCUCACGCCAAUCUCGAGGGAGCUCAAUUAUUGGGCGUCAAAGCUCUAUGUGCUAAUAUGGAAGGUGCUCUAUUGAAAGGGUGCAACAUGGAGGAUCCUGCAGGAUCAAGGGCUGUCAUGGAGAGUGUCAAUUUGAAAGGUGCAGAUCUAGAAGGUAGCAAUAUGGCGGGCGUGAAUUUGCGUGUGGCAACACUGAAGAAUGCCAACCUUCAAAAUUGUGAUCUCAGAGCCGCUGUGUUAGCCGGUGCAGACUUAGAGAGUUGCGACUUGUCGGGCAGCGAUCUUCACGAAGCCAACCUGCGAGGAGCCAACUUAAAGGACGCCAUGUUCGAACUAAUGCUGACACCAUUACACAUGUCGCAGACUAUAAGAUAAUUUAUUUAUACAUGUUAAUUACUUAAAUAGUUAAUUAUUGUACUCGAAUUAAAUAAAAUUUUAUUUGGGUUAUUUAUUUUUAAUAUUAGUUAUCUACUUAAAAAUAUAAACAUUAAUUUAC